This is a messenger RNA of Didymodactylos carnosus, 374 nucleotides long. The record is from the annotation of a GenBank genome assembly. NCBI's taxonomy places the organism in Eukaryota, Metazoa, Rotifera, Eurotatoria, Philodinida, Philodinidae.
AUGGCUACUUCUCUUAUUUUUGUCGAUGUAGAAUGUAACGAAAUGGCUAAUAAAGCCCAAAUCUAUAGUGACAACGACGGAAUUUAUGAUUGUACUUUAAAUAAAACAGAUGAUAACAAUGAGACUAUAACAUAUCGAAUGGAAUUAUUAAAAGUCAAUGAACAAACUGAAUAUUAUUUGUUGAUAGAUAAGUCAGGCAGCAGCAAGUUGUUGGAAUCGUUUCAUUCUAAUAUUGAAGCGGCAAAAUCAAAAUUUUAUUCGAUAUUUCAUGAUCUUACGGGAAAUUAUUGGCAUCUUCGAGAAAGUUUUUCUAAAAUUCGAGGCCAUUAUAGUUACAUUUAUUCCAAUGAUCUCAAUUCUUCAGUAAGUGAAGA